Messenger RNA from Triplophysa dalaica, 3201 nucleotides. It is a transcript of the gene pik3c3, whose product is annotated as phosphatidylinositol 3-kinase, catalytic subunit type 3. Gene Ontology annotation, biological process: autophagosome assembly; phosphatidylinositol-3-phosphate biosynthetic process; phosphatidylinositol-mediated signaling. The transcript has 25 exons. Gene Ontology annotation, cellular component: cytoplasm; endosome; phosphatidylinositol 3-kinase complex, class III, type II. The record is from RefSeq and is a predicted model, not a curated record. Gene Ontology annotation, molecular function: 1-phosphatidylinositol-3-kinase activity. NCBI's taxonomy places the organism in Eukaryota, Metazoa, Chordata, Actinopteri, Cypriniformes, Nemacheilidae. The coding region runs from base 362 to 2998 and encodes 878 amino acids.
UCCCUCUACACAAACAGCCGCGGCGAUCUAAAAAAUCGGCAUCGAUUAUUAAUGGCUAAAUGUGAUGUUUCCUCUCUAAAAGCAGACGCGAUGAUGCCCUGUCAGAUGUACAUUACAACUUUAUUAUUGUCUUAAAUUAAGACUGCUAAUGUCUUUUCUAGCCAAAUUGGCUGUCAAUAACCAGGCUAAGUUAUAUCGGCAGGAACAGUAGAGAAAAGCACAAUCUUCGUCAGAUUGUGCGAAGAGUCUUUGCUCUUAGGCCCUGCUGUUAUUUCCUAACGCCUAACAAAUCUGCUUUUGUCUUUUAUAUGCGUUUCAUGUCAUCUACUAGCGUUUUGCAACACUUCGUUAAUUACUGAAGAUGGACACAGACAAGUUUAACUAUGUGUAUAGUUGCGAUCUGGACAUAAACGUCCAACUGAAAAUAGGAAGUUUGGAGGGGAAGAGAGAGCAAAAGAGUUAUAAAUCCCUUCUGGAGGACCCCAUGCUGCGCUUCUCAGGACUCUAUCAGGAGAGCUGCUCCGACCUCUAUGUCACCUGUCAGGUGUUCGCGGAGGGCAAACCUCUCGCCCUGCCCGUACGAACCUCCUACAAGGCCUUCAGCACUCGCUGGAACUGGAAUGAGUGGCUUAAAUUGCCCGUGAAGUAUCCUGACCUGCCUCAGAGUGCCCAGGUGGCUCUAACUGUGUGGGAUGUGUAUGGACCCGGCAGUGCCAAACCUGUUGGUGGAACUACAGUCACUCUGUUUGGAAAAUAUGGAAUGUUCCGACAAGGUAUGCACGAUCUGAAGGUGUGGCCAGGCGUAGAGGGUGAUGGUUCUGAGCCCACAAAUACGCCAGGAAGGACCAGCAGCAUUUUGGCAGAAGAUCAGAUGGGUCGUCUGGCUAAGCUAACAAAGGCUCAUCGUCAAGGUCACAUGGUUAAAGUAGACUGGCUGGAUCGCUUGACAUUCAGAGAGAUUGAGAUGAUCAAUGAGAGUGAAAAACGUAGUUCUAAUUUCAUGUACCUGAUGGUGGAAUUCCCACGGGUCAAAACCGGAGAGCGCGAAUACAGCAUUGUCUAUUAUGAAAAGGAUGCAGAUGAUUCCUCCCCAUUGCCAAGCAGGUCAGAUAUUGUAAAAGUUCCCGACCCUCAGAUGUGCAUGGAGAACCUUGUAGAGAGUAAACACCAUAAACUGGCUCGUAGUUUACGAAGUGGACCAUCCGACCACGACCUCAAACCUAACGCAGCCACACGAGAUCAACUCAAUAUCAUAGUGAGCUACCCACCCACUAAACAGCUGAGCUCAGAGGAACAGGACCUUGUGUGGAAGUUCAGAUACUACCUCACCACACAGGAGAAGGCCUUGACAAAGUUCCUGAAGUGUGUGAACUGGGAUCUAGCCCAGGAGGCCAAACAGGCCCUGGAGUUACUGGGAAAGUGGAGGCCGAUGGAUGUGGAGGACUCCCUGGAGCUGUUGUCCUCUCAGUUCAGCAACCCCACAGUCAGACGCUACGCUGUUGCGAGGCUGCAGCAGGCUGACGAUGAGGAUCUUUUAAUGUACUUACUCCAGCUGGUGCAGGCGUUGAAAUAUGAAAACUUCAAUGAUAUCCAGGGUGGUUUGGAGCCUGCCAGUAAGAGAGACAGUCAGGGGGGUCUGGGAGAGAGUUCAACGCUAGGUGAUCUGGAAAGUUCACAGAUGGCGCCUGCUAUGACAGCGACGCCCAGCUCACAGAAAGGCAAAGAGGGAGCAGAUGCUGAGAAUCUGGAGCAAGAUUUGUGCACCUUUCUAAUAUCACGUGCCUGCAAGAACUCAACACUAGCAAACUAUUUAUAUUGGUAUGUAAUUGUGGAGUGUGAGGAUCAGGACACGCAGCAGAGAGACCCAAAGACGCAUGACAUGUAUCUCAAUGUAAUGAGGAGGUUCAGUCAGGCUCUGCUCAAGGGCGAUAAGAGCGUGAGAGUGAUGCGCUCUCUGCUGGCCUCCCAGCAGACAUUUGUAGACAGACUAGUGCAACUCAUGAAGGCUGUUCAGAGAGAGAGCGGAAACCGCAAGAAGAAGACGGAGCGGUUGCAGUGUCUGUUGGCUGAUAAUGAGAAGGUGAAUCUGUCAGAGAUCGAGCCCAUUCCCCUCCCACUGGAACCUCAGAUCCGCAUCAAAGGCAUCAUACCUGAGACUGCUACUCUCUUUAAGAGUGCUCUUAUGCCAGCUAAGCUCAUCUUUAAGACAGAGGAUGGGGAGCAAUAUCCCGUCAUCUUUAAACAUGGAGAUGACCUGAGACAGGACCAGCUCAUCCUGCAGAUCAUUUCACUCAUGGACAAGCUUCUGAGAAAAGAGAAUCUGGACCUGAAAUUAACACCAUACAAAGUUCUGGCGACCAGCACCAAACACGGUUUUAUGCAGUUUGUGCAGUCAGUGCCUGUGGCUGAAGUUUUGGCCACUGAAGGCAACAUUCAGAGUUUCUUUCGGAAACAUGCUCCAAAUGACAAAGGCCCAUAUGGCAUCAGCUCUGAAGUCAUGGACACAUAUGUUAAAAGCUGUGCGGGCUAUUGUGUCAUCACCUACAUUCUAGGAGUGGGAGACAGACAUCUUGACAACCUGCUUCUCACUAAGACUGGGAAGCUGUUUCAUAUAGAUUUUGGAUACAUUCUGGGGCGUGACCCUAAACCUCUGCCACCACCCAUGAAACUGAGCAAGGAGAUGGUGGAAGGGAUGGGGGGAGUGCAGAGUGAACAAUACCAGGAGUUUAGGAAACAGUGUUACACUGCAUUCCUACACUUGCGCAGAUAUUCCAAUCUUAUUCUCAAUUUGUUCUCUCUGAUGGUGGAUGCUAAUAUUCCAGACAUUGCACUUGAGCCUGACAAAACCGUAAAAAAGGUUCAAGACAAGUUCCGAUUGGACCUCUCAGAUGAGGAGGCGGUGCAUUACAUGCACAGUCUGAUUGAUGAGAGUGUAGGGGCGCUGUUUGCUGCUGUGGUUGAGCAGAUACACAAAUUUGCACAGUAUUGGCGCAGAUGAGGUCGAGGUUGGUUCUCACAGUGCGCGACAGACAGAUGGACAGCAAACACAAGUGAACAACGGAGAAGAGAUGGACAGGUGCCAAGGCCACGCUUGUGUUGUGUAUUCACAAAGUCUGAACUCUAAAUACCUUUGUAUAUAUUAUUUAAAAUUGUAUUAUUCACUUCAUGUAAAAAGACAGCCAAAUAAAUAUUAAAACUUUA